Messenger RNA from Aspergillus heteromorphus CBS 117.55, 529 nucleotides. RefSeq lists its product as uncharacterized. NCBI's taxonomy places the organism in Eukaryota, Fungi, Ascomycota, Eurotiomycetes, Eurotiales, Aspergillaceae. The record is from RefSeq and is a predicted model, not a curated record. The transcript has a single exon. The coding region runs from base 98 to 403 and encodes 101 amino acids.
CGUCGUGACCCAGUAUAUGAACCUGCUUUCUCUUUAUCUCCUGCCUUGUUUGGACCCAUCUACGUCCUCAUAACCAUCAAGCUCACCGCACUACACCAUGAUCAUGUCAUUCGGAAAAAAUGUUCAAUACUUUCGUUAUCCCUUGGCUACGUGCGAGAUUUUCCUCUGGCCUGUUUGCCUUCUUAUACAGUGCAUAUUGAGGAAUGAUCAUAUUGAAUAUUUGGAAACAACCAAAAACAAACAAACAAACAAGAAGACAAUGGACACAAAAUACCAAUCAUCAUCUUAUUCCAUAUGCAUGCCUUAUUUUAUUGUUUGGGGAAUUUGUAGUUGGGUUGUACAUAGUAGGCCGCUGGCGGAAGUUACCGCGAGGUUGUGGCCAGUUGUGGCCAGUUGUGGCUAGUUGUGACCAGUUGCAUAACAGUUCCUAAUAGUUGCUGACUAAAAUAAAUAGUAAGCAUCCCUAUUAUACUGUAUAUAAUAGUUAUUACACUAUUUUGAAACUAUAUUUAAGAAAACAACAAGAAAG